UCCGCGCGCCGGCCUGGCGUACGUAUCGCUCGCGCCACGAUGGAUUGUGUCUGUGUUGUGUGUUGAUAACUGUGUGCAGUGACGAUAGAUUUUGUGAAAGCAUGAUGCCUCUCGCACCGACUCCAGUGGUGGCGGUGCCAUCGAAGCCGAAGAUAGGAUUUAGUAUAGACAGUAUAGUGGGUGAUCGGCCGAAGCAGACAUCGCCCCCUUUGGCCAGCCCGGGGAGCCCGUCGCCGGUCGCGUCGCCCCGUAGUCCUUCCCCACGGCCUUUGCUGCGACCGAGUGCUUUGCCAGCCGUUUUCCCAUCUCCGGAGCUGAAGAGGCUUCCGUACUUGGACGCUCAGAGCCACCACCACCAGUUCCUUGCGCACUUCCAAGGCGCUGCGUUGGCCGCGGCGCUUGCUCAUCAGCAGCAAGGGUUUGGUGCCCCGCUGCCACCCCACCCCCCGCCCCACCCCGCUGCCCCGGUGCCCAGGGAGUCGUACCAGCUGUACCCUUGGCUGAUCAAUAGGCAUGGAAGGAUAUUCCCCCACAGAUUUCCUGGAGGUCCAGACAUCCCCGGUUUCCUUUUGCAGCCGUUCAGAAAGCCCAAACGGAUCAGAACAGCCUUCUCCCCCUCCCAACUUCUCAAACUGGAACACGCGUUCGAGAAAAACCAUUACGUGGUGGGGGCGGAGAGGAAGCAGUUAGCCCAGGCUUUGAGCCUCACAGAAACUCAGGUGAAAGUAUGGUUUCAAAACAGACGAACGAAACACAAAAGAAUGCAACAGGAAGAAGAGGCCAAGACUGGAAAGUCCAGUUCAUCUGGCAGCAAACCAGAUGACAAUCACUUCAACAACUCCUACGAAGAUGAAGAUGAAGAAUUAAUAGAUAUGGACAUGGACGAUCUUAGUGAAAGUGAAAACGAAACGUAAAGUGACGGGACACUAGAGACUUGUAAAUAUUAAUGUAAUUUAAACGUACCGUAGAUAAAACAAUUCUACUUAUUUAUUAAUCGAAGGAUAAUCGGUAAAGUGUAAAGAAAGUAUUUUAUUGUAAGCGACACUGAUUUUCAGUACACUGUCGAACGGGCGAACCUAUUAAUUUUAAUUUACCAUACUGAAACUCGAAUGGUUAAUUAGUAACAAUUUACUACCUGUCAUUUAAUCUCGAAGCGUGUCAUUAAAAUGAUACAAAAUGGCGUCGAAACGACCUCUUGUUAGCGCGUCAAGAAUUAUUAGAUAACAAAAUUGGCCGCAUUAUAAUAGUUUUGGGAUUAAAUUAAUUAAAAAUGCCUCCUUUGAUGCGUCCAGUGAUGUGGGUAUAAUUAGACAGUUUGAUUUUAAGCGUUGAUAGCUGCAGUUGAAGGGAGACGGCAGAUGUCAAAAUAGAUGGUAGAAAGAGAGAGCGUACCAUAGACUAUAAAAAUAUAGAUGGUGGCGAUUAUUGUGCGUCGUUUGUGGGCCUAUUAUUAAGAGGUGCGUUCGAAAUCCGUAUCGACGUUUGGGAUCGCGUUCAGUAAUUGCUCGCGACGAAACAAAAUUGUUUAUAAACUGUUGAUUGUUCUGUUAGGCUAUUUGUCUACGCGCGUUCAGAAACUGAUUAGAAUCGAGGCUUUCACGCGCGAUGCUAUUGUGUGAUCAUUGUCCGAUUGUUUUAUUUAUCGUCGCGAUCGGACAAAUACGGUUAUGGUUUGUUUGCUUCAGUUGUACGAUUUGUUUUAAGGUAUUUAACAUCGAAUCCGAGUCUCGUAUUUUGUCCCCAUUACAUGCUGGAGGAAUGUUAACAUUGAAGUUAAAAGUCAAAUAAAGGGCAGUUAACCUCGUGAAUGGAAUUCUUAGCAUUUAACUGUUCACGCUAUUAGAGCCUUAUGUUACUGAAUUUUGUACAAAUAGCGCAAUUUUUGUAUUCCGUUACCUAGUAGAAUACUAUACUACUAUAUGAGUUUUCCUGAUGCAUAGGUAUGACAUUCAUAUUUCCUAACUGACUUUCAAAAAUAUAGACAAAUUCGGAUAUUUCAUGAAAAUCUCGCAAAAACCACGCUUCAAUCAAAAUUAGAGUACCCAAGUAUCACAGAUUACACUUAAUUAAAACGAAUGCCACACGCAAUGUAAUCGUGAAGGAUUGUUUUUUAAUUGCGCCCGUGCUACGGAGUUGAGAAUGAAUCGUUUAAUUUGAACUCGCCUGAGCGUGGGACAAGUGAGCCCUAUUGUUUGAAUACGGGCAAAAAAUUAUAGGAAUUCCAGCGUUUGAUGAAUAUUGGUUUCGGAUAGAUUUGUCGACUUGGAUGGAAUCGGGAUAUAGGAGAUAGAAUGUUCAAAAUUUGAAAAAUACAUUUAAACAAACUAAUUUAAUAUUAAAAUAGGGAUAUUUGGUUUAGGAUAAGUGAUUUCUAGGUCAAACGUUAUUGAUAGUAUGAUAGGAUUAAUUGUUAUGUUCCUGUAUAUUAAAUGUUAUUUGAGAAGUGAACAGAGCAACUGUAAAGUUCUUCACGAAACUCAUUUGAUUCAAGAAAAAUAGCAACGACUUGGACACAUAAGGAAGUCUUUCUGACAACAA
Molecule: messenger RNA, 2538 nt
Organism: Zerene cesonia (dogface butterfly)
Lineage: Eukaryota; Metazoa; Arthropoda; Insecta; Lepidoptera; Pieridae
Product: homeotic protein empty spiracles-like
Exons: 3
Coding region: 102-914 (270 amino acids)
Biological process (GO): neuron differentiation; regulation of DNA-templated transcription; brain development
Molecular function (GO): DNA binding; DNA-binding transcription factor activity, RNA polymerase II-specific
Source: RefSeq, a predicted model, not a curated record